UCUACUUCUUCAUUUAAAUUCAAACCCAGCAAAAACCAAUGUAAAAAUUUCCAUCAUAUCAUAUAUAUUCAUAUAUACAUGUCAGUUUGCAGCAGCAACAAACCUCUAAAGAUGGCGACUCUGCACAAGUUCAAGCUCCUAACUUUACACUGCGGAGCGGCCCAGAGCCCGACCCGAAGUCCAAGAACGAGCCCGUUGAUCCAGCUCCGUCGCCGGAAGCCCAGCCUGCUAAUGCUUCUCAGCCGGAGCCGCAGCCGUCGAUCGCAUAGGCGGAGAGAGUCGACGGCGCCGGUGGAGCCGCGACCGGAGAAAAGGAACAGCCUGAAGGAGCUGUUUGGUUCGUCGCCGCCUUUCGAAGGGUUUGAGAAGAUGGAGAAGCGGGAGGAGUUCGGGUUGGUGGUGGUGGGUAAAGAAGGAGGAGGAGGAGUUGGGCCGGGUGCGCCGAGGCCGGGUUGGACCGGUUUCCGGUACAGGUCGUUGUUGAGGAGGGCUUGGCGUCCUGUGUUGGUUACUAUUCCCGAGUAAAAAAAUUCUUUACCUCGAGUUUAAUUACUGGGAGUGAUAGUGCAAUGUACAACUGUACACGUUAUUAUAAUUUCGUUAAAAUUGGCGCGGUAAAACAAUUUGUUCACAUCAAUCUUUGUCUUGAGGUAAAGUUUUCUUGCAUUUUACGGUGUUUUUAUUUUAAUAAAUUAAGGGCAGUUUAUCCUAAAUAAAAAAAACAAACGGGGUUUUGAUUAGGUUCGAUUCAAUCGUGUUCUUCGUGGAGCUAAAAUUGUGGGAGUUUUGAGGUAAAUAUUUGUUAUAAACUUCAUGGAGUUCUUGAAGUCCUGCCGGAGAAGCAAAACAUGAUGCCGGGUUUGGUCGUCGGUGUAGGCUGCUCUAAAUCCUUUGUCAUGUAAAUUGUAUCAACAUUGCAAA
Argentina anserina (silverweed cinquefoil) is the source of this 921-nucleotide messenger RNA. RefSeq lists its product as uncharacterized. The record is from RefSeq and is a predicted model, not a curated record. Lineage: Eukaryota; Viridiplantae; Streptophyta; Magnoliopsida; Rosales; Rosaceae. The coding region runs from base 79 to 525 and encodes 148 amino acids. The transcript has a single exon.